AGACACUCCAAAAAGCCUAUAUGCGAAAACUACCUCACUGUCAUAUAUAAUAUUGUGUUUUCUUCCUGUUAAAUAUAAAAUACCUGGUGAUUUUUAAAUUCAUGCUUAACUGAAAAAAAAUGGAAUUCGCUUCGAUUAUAUUGGUAUUGCUGGUGCUUUUAACAGCUAAAUGCGACUCAUGUCCUGGACGAUGCCUGUGCUGCAUGAACGACAUAUGUGGAACAGACUCAAGAGGCAUGGAGCAGACGUGUUUAGAAGGCUGCAAAGAUGGGUAUCAUCAACCUCGCUGCAUGUGGCCAUGUCCAGACCACUGUCAGACUUGUCGCCAAAGUGACGGUGUAUGUCAAACAUGUCAACCAGGCUUUUACGCACCCUCUAACAAUUGUUCAAGUGCAUGUGAUUACACAAACUGCGCGUGUGUUCAAAGUAUAUGUGAUAAUUGCCUUGAUGGGUUUUACGAUGUUGGCAGCCAUUGCGAUUCGGUUUGUUCCAAAGGGUGCAGUGAGGAAAAAUGCAAUGAUGAUGGCACGUGCGAAUGUAAAGCAAAUUUUGAAGGAAAUGAAUGUGACGUAUGCGUUAUAGGUAAAUACGGGGAAAAUUGCAAUAUUAAUUGUAACAACGAGAACUGCAGAUGCAUAGACUCAACACAUUGCAUUUCCUGCAGACCAGGCUAUUUUGACUUAUCUACUUUUUGUUCGAAACAGUGUUCCGUAGGCUGUAAGGACAUUUGUAGCAAUGAAGGCCACUGUACAUGUCUUUCGCAAUUUUCCGGAAGAACCUGUGAAAACUGUAAACCUGGAUAUCACGGUAAAAAUUGCAACACGCCAUGUUCAAAUGGUUGCAUCAAUGGAAUGUGCAAUAGAGAUGGUUCGUGUAAAUGCUCACCCAAUUUCACCGGACGAAUGUGCGAAACCUGUGUUGCAAGACAGUAUGGAUUUUUUUGUGAUACACCUUGCGGACAAGGUUGUACAGACAAUACCUGUUACAAAGACGAUGGCACAUGUAAUUGUGAAUUCAACUACAAAGGUGCACUUUGUAAUACUUGUAAUGACGGCUAUUUUGGUAAUCUUUGUAACUCAAUUUGCCCGGAUCGCUGUUUUAAUUGUAGUACAAGUGAAAACUGCUACACGUGCAACGAAGGUAAUUUUGGUUUAGACUGUUCACUCAACUGCUCGGCUAAUUGCGUCGGCUCAAUUUGCGGAAAAAGUAACGGCCUUUGUUUAGAUGGUUGCCUGGAUGGAUUUACAGCUGACUCUUGCAAUGACUCUUGUGAUGGCUUUUGUAAAACAUGCUCUCAGACAAAUUCUACAUACUGCACAUCAUGUUUCGAUGGAUUUAGCGGAUCUGAGUGUAAAUGUAUUCCAAACUGCCGAUGUGAAUUAAACAGUGAAGUGUGUAAUGAGUGCACAAAUGGAUUUGAAAUGAAAAGCAAGGAUUGCAAAUGUAACAGAAGUUAUUGUUUAAAUAGCAUGCAUUGUACAACGUGUCAAAAUAACAAGUUCUACACUUUUAAUGAUACAUGUUGUGAAUGUAACAAACUUUGUAAAAAUAAACAAUGCUCGUCAGAGACCCACUGCUUGAUUGGCUGUGACGACGGAUAUACCGGGGCAAACUGUGCAGAUUUAUGUACAGAUUACGAUCACGAUUGUACAAAAUGUAGUCAGAAUGAGCAUUUCUGUGUUCAGUGUAAAGGCGGGCUCACCCCAAACACAGAUGGUGUAUGUGCAGUACAAUGUAGAGAAACCUGUGUCAACAAAGAGUGUGAUGCUAAAACAGGCCGGUGCCAUUUAGGUUGUAUUCGCAACUUUUACGCCGACAAAUGCGAUUUAGUAUGCCCCUCAACAUGCGCAUCUGUACCAAACAAAACAAGAUGUGACAACUAUGGUAGAUGUUUACAUGGAUGCAUUGAAGGAUACAACGGGGUCACCUGUGUAAAUGCAACAACGACGAAUACAUGCGAUUCAUCUGCUGCUGGGAUAGUUGGAGGAGCUGUCGGUGGUGCGAGCACAAUUAUAAUUGUGAUUAUUGGAAUUGUUCUGUGCAUACAAAGGAGAAAACAACAAAAGAAACAAUCUGAAAGUGGCAGCCAAGUUCGAUUCAGUAACCAUAAUCCGUUCAUAAUAGAAGAGCAGGAAAGGCACUAUCAAAAAUUGAGCGACCGACAUAAUACGACGGCUAGAGUACAAGAUGAAGCGUACACUGAAUUGCAAACAAACAGCAUGGACUAUGAGCGUGUGGAUAGUUAAUGCGAAACAACUUCCUGUUGCUAACUUUAAGUUCAUGAUCAUGUGUACUAUUCGAUUUUUUUUUACUUCCUGUGAAUGAAGUGAGUACUAAAAGUUGCAGUAACAUUUUCUAACAUUUGACUGUUUUUAUAGUAAAGUAUUCAAAGCGCAGGCGCAUCAUCAAUUUAUGUCUAUGCAAAAAAAUGACUUUGACAGUGUGCAAAGCUUAUUGACUCAUAAUUGCAAUUAACACACAAUAGGCGGAGCCUUGUUUCCCAGGACAACGAAAUACAUACAUAAAACAAAAUAAAUAUAUCAAAUUUCAGCUAAAAUCCUUUAGGUAAGAAUUCUUAUUCGGCGUUUUGUUUAUCCUUCAUUUCAGUUCGUACUAUUAAAUACAUCUAAAGGACGUGUACAAUUAGUGUAAUAUCCUUAAAUCUACUCCAACGACAACAAACACAGGCCUCAUACUCAAUUGUUAUUUCAUAGUUUCUUAAUAUUAAUCGGAUUUAUCUGCAAAAGCCAAUGGGUAAAGAGAUUACCAAUAUUACAAAAAUACUACAAUUGAACAUUAAGCGUUAGUAUAAUAACAUCCCAAAGUGCAAUAUAAUAAACAACAUUGGUAUUGGUUCCUAAUGAAUUUAUUGAUUGAAAUAUGUAAAAUGAAACGUUGACGUGUCGAUACAAAUUCAACCAUUAUACCAUCAUUUUGUUGAAAAAAGUAUUUCCCGAUUUGAAAUCAUUCUGACAUUUCCUUAUGGCUUUAUAUCAUAUGUGUACUUUAGUAAUCAUAUAUAGUUUAUGUUAAAACAAGAAUAUCCCUCCGCUAAGUAAUGUAUGAACAAACAAUAUAUAUGUUUCUUUUGAUGUUGUGAGAUAUAGGCCUCAAUAAACAUAAGUGUA
Mya arenaria is the source of this 3128-nucleotide messenger RNA. Its product is annotated as cell death abnormality protein 1-like. The record is from RefSeq and is a predicted model, not a curated record. NCBI's taxonomy places the organism in Eukaryota, Metazoa, Mollusca, Bivalvia, Myida, Myidae. Bases 120 to 2246 code for a protein of 708 amino acids. The transcript has 6 exons.